UUAAAUCAACAGACCGGAAAAUCUGUGCGAUAUCUGUCAGACCAGUAAACAUGUUGAUUAAGUUUACCGCGCCGAUCUUGUACAUUGGGCUGGCCGGGAUUAUAUUCCUGGUGUUCCUGGCGAUUUAUGUUGCAGGAUAUCGCUUCAAUGAGCUCGUGUUGAGCGUGUACACGAGCUUCCUGAGGCAGCGACCCAGGACUUUUAAUCCGGAGUGGUGGCAAGGGCGAAUCAACAUGAUGGUGGGCGUCUACGUGGCCAUGCUUUACGUGCUGUUCCGGCUAAGGGAGCACUUGAGGCUGCAGAACCUGGAGGAGAUCUGUCGGCAGCGGGAGCUCGAGGCCCUCUUCCGAAUGGAGACCGAGUUCCUGGAGCAGCUGCGCUCCCAAGGCAUCGAACUGAAGGACCCCUCCUCGGACCUUCCCGACUCGAGCUUCGCAUAGCCGUCUCGGCGGCCGCAUUCAGGAGCCAAUCAAAUAUAUCGUUAAUGCCGCCGCCUUGGACAAUGUUAAUGCUGGAAUCAGCGUAUCAGUGUAUAUAUAGAUCGCACGGCUUGAUUGCCGAGAAUUGAAUUCAACAUUUGCCCGCCGGGCUGUGCGCUACACCUACUCUGCUCAAUUACCCGGCCGAUCCAAUACAAUCCUCCUCGGCCGAGUUGAACGUGCCCGGCUGACAUUACUACACACCACUUAUACUAUAUACCGUGUAUACUGUGUGCUAUAUGGAUGGAUACGGAGAAUCGGAUCGUUGCUCGCCGACGGCCGUACACUUCCAAUAGUUCAUUGUUUGGGGCUGCGCAUGAGUAUAUUUUUACGGCGCACUGUCCCUCUGCCUUUGCCACUGUUUGUGUGCACUUUUCUCUGUUUGAAAUAAAUUGUAAAUGAUUUUUAUUAAAA
Molecule: messenger RNA, 893 nt
Organism: Drosophila ficusphila
Lineage: Eukaryota; Metazoa; Arthropoda; Insecta; Diptera; Drosophilidae
Exons: 1
Coding region: 51-440 (129 amino acids)
Source: RefSeq, a predicted model, not a curated record